UUUUGUUUAUUUUAGGCAGUAUCUAGCUGUAGUGUUUAAAGACAAACCCCUGGAAAUCUGGGAUGUCAGAACAUGCACUCUGCUCAGAGAAAUGUCAAAAAACUUCCCGGCAGUGACGGCUUUGGAAUGGUCACCUUCUCAUAACUUAAAAAGCUUGAGAAAGAAGCAGCUGGCAGCUCGUGAGGCCAUGGCUCGACAGACGGUUGCCUCAGAUACUGAAGUCAGCAGCGUAGAGUCCUCUGUUAUCAGUUUGUUACAGGAAGCUGAAAGUAAAUCUGAGCUGAGCCAGAACAUUUCUGCCAGGGAGCACUUUGUGCUUACGGAUAAUGAUGGACAGGUUUAUCAUCUCACAGUAGAAGGAAACUCAGUAAAAGACAGUGCAAGAAUUCCUCCUGAUGGAAGUAUGGGUAGUAUUACAUGUAUUGCCUGGAAAGGGGAUACUUUGGUUCUUGGAGAUGUUGAUGGGAACUUAAACUUCUGGGACUUGAAAGCUAGAGUAUCCAGGGGGAUCCCUACCCACCGAAGCUGGGUGAAAAAAAUCCGUUUUGCCCCAGGGAAAGGAAAUCAAAAGCUUAUUGCAGUGUACAAUGAUGGAGCAGAAGUUUGGGAUGCAAAAGAGAUACAAAUGGUGAGCAGUUUAAGAAGCGGCAGGAAUGUCACUUUCCGGAUCCUGGAUGUAGACUGGUGCACCUCAGACAAAGUCAUCUUGGCCUCGGAUGAUGGGUGCAUUAGAGUCCUCGAGAUGUCCAUGAAACCAUCAUGUUUCAAAAUGGAUGAACAAGACUUAGUAGAACCUGCAUGGUGUCCCUAUCUCCUUGUUCCAAGAGCUUCGCUAGCUUUAAAAGCAUUCUUACUGCAUCAGCCAUGGAAUGAGAAAUACUGUCUAGAUAUUUCACAUGUUGAUUAUCCAGAAAAUGAAAAUAUUAAAAACCUGAUGCAAGAGCAACUGAAUUCGUUGUCCAAUGACAUAAAGAAACUGCUGCUUGAUCCAGAGUUUACACUUUUGCAAAGAUGCCUUCUAGUUGCAAGACUGUAUGGGGAUGAAUCUGAACUGCAUUUCUGGACUCUUGCUGCCCACUAUUUACACAGCUUAUCCCAGGAAAAGCUCACAAAAACAACAGAUAUAGCCAUACUUCAGGAAAACUUGAUCAAUCCAUUGGAUAUAUGCUAUGACAUACUGUGUGAAAAUUAUUACUUCCAGAAAUUCCAACUUGAACGGGUAAAUCUCCAGGAGGUAAAGAGAUCCACAUAUGAUCACACCAAGAAAUGUGCUGACCAACUUAUUCUCUUAGGCCAGACAGACAGAGCAGUGCAACUUCUGCUAGAAACGAGCUCGGAGAAUGCACAUUACUACUGUGAUUCACUCAAAGCCUGCUUGGUCACAACUGUCACCUCCUCAGGUCCAUCUCAAAGUACUAUUAAACUGGUAGCCACCAACAUGAUAGCCAAUGGAAAGCUUGCAGAGGGUGUCCAGUUGCUGUGUCUGAUAGAUAAGGCUGCUGAUGCCUGUCGCUACUUGCAAACUUACGGCGAAUGGAAUUGCGCAGCAAGGGUUGCAAAAGUUCGCUUGAACUCGGAGGAGUGUGCUGAUGUGUUGAAGCGCUGGGUAGAUCACCUUUGCUCUCCACAAGUCAACCAGAAAUCCAAAGCCAUUCUCGUCCUCUUGUCACUUGGAUGCUUCACAAAAGUUGCAGAGAUGUUGCACAGUAUGAGGUACUUUGAUAGAGCAGCUUUAUUUGUUGAAGCUUGUCUGAAGUAUGGGGCAUUUGAAGUUAAUGAUGAUACAAAUAAACUGAUCCAUGCUGUGUUUGCAGAUUAUGCCAGGAGCUUGAAGAUCCUGGGCUUUAAACAGGGAGCUAUUCUCUUUGCUUCAAAAGCAGGAGAAACUGGUAAAGAUUUAUUAACUGAGCUUAAACAGCCUAAAGAGGGAGUGGCACAAGAGUAACAAUUCAUGCUAAAAGGAGAUUCCCUGUCAAACAGGGUGACAUCAAUCAGAUUGAGAGUCCACUAUCUGAAAGAUGAAUUUUCUCUUGAAUUUUCUAUAAUAGCUGAUAUAUUUGAUUUGAGCAAAAAUAG
Molecule: messenger RNA, 2076 nt
Organism: Tinamus guttatus (white-throated tinamou)
Lineage: Eukaryota; Metazoa; Chordata; Aves; Tinamiformes; Tinamidae
Source: RefSeq, a predicted model, not a curated record